AUGACAACAACGUGGUCAAAAUUAAUUUCCCGGGCUGAAAAGUUACUCGGAGGUCCCUCACCAUAUAUUAAUUUAGGGAAUAUAUUAUCUUCUGAAGCUGGUUCUUUAGCAUCGCGAGCUCGACGACUGGCAGGAAAUGUUAACCAUCCAUUUUUCUCAACCGUACGCUCAUGUCUCCGAGGCAGAUAUGUUAACAACUUAUUUUCUAUUUCCUCUGCUAUAUCGGAUCGUUUUUCAAAAUCUGUAACAUCUGAACGUCCCUCUGGUGGGCUAAUUAUACUUCUGGUUGGCCAGUCAUAUGCUAGUCCCACAAACUCAACAAAAUUGUGUAGUCAACAUCGCAGUAUCUCGGAAAUAUUCGAGACUGUUCAUACUGCAGUAGCUAUUCAUAAGAGUUUAGUCAAUUUAAAUGAUUUGAAUCAAAACACUGAUGAUAAUGAAACAUGGUUGAAAAAUAUGGAAAUCUGCAAUAAAUUGGCAACUUUAUCUGGGGAUGUUCUACUUGCAUCUGUCUCUACCAGCUUAGCUAAAUUGCAUCAUGCUAACGUUGUUAGUGUCGUGUCCGAAGCCAUUGGAAAUAUGAUGGAGGCUGAAUUUCACGAGUUAGCUAUCAAUUUAGAUGCAUCAAAUACCAAUAAUUACAAUCAUUAUGUUGAAAGUAGUAUUGAUAUCAAUUCAAAUGUAACGUCUAAUGAUAUAUAUGAGUUAUCGAAAGAAAAAUGGCUUUCUUUCGUGAAAUUAUCACGUGGUGCUCUUUUGGGAAGUUGUUGCGAAGCUGCUUUAAUUCUUACCGAAAAGCAUAUAUCUAAUCUGCCUAUUAUACCAACAAAUAAAAUAUACCCAGAUUGGAAUAACUUUUUCUCUAUUGCAAAGCGUUUUGGAUCAACAUGGGCUUGUUUAAUACGGUUGACUGAAGAGAGGGAACAUAUUCAACGUACUUGGUCUACAAAUCAAACCACUGACGCAUAUUGCUCUAUAAAAAAGGAAAUGCAAUGUAUGAAAAACAAUAUGUAUAGACACCAAACAGUUAUUCCAUACUAUUCAGAAUAUGGUUUAAAUGAACCAACAUUUGCAGAUGCUCUGCUACUUUCUUUAUCUUCAUCAAAAACGCACUAUAAGCUCGUCGAUGUUAUUGAUGAAGUCCUAUCAGAAUAUAAUCGAAUUGGACGUGAAUUAGCUCAGAAAUUACGUGAAUCCUUUGACCAGAUGGUUUUCAAUGCAGAACAAUUCAAUAUUGUUAGUGAUAACAAUAAUUCUAUCCAUAUAAAAGAAACUAAUAAUUGUUCACCUGGUAUACAAUUGUUAGGUGAAAUGGUAGACAAACUUAUCAGUGAUUGUAAUUGUCCUUCAUGA
Schistosoma rodhaini is the source of this 1353-nucleotide messenger RNA. The record is from the annotation of a GenBank genome assembly. NCBI's taxonomy places the organism in Eukaryota, Metazoa, Platyhelminthes, Trematoda, Strigeidida, Schistosomatidae.